AUGAAUAUGUUGGAUGAUGAAGAUGACCAAAGCUUUCACGCUACGCGUGAUGGCUACUCCCAUUUGAGCGAUGUCGAAUGGGAUGCGGUUGAACGAAUGGGUUCGACCAUGGGCAUCCAUGCUGUUAGCGUCAUGCUAGAGGCUCUCAAUAGAGAUGCCCAACAUGCUACUAUCGCCAAGUUCAUUCAAAAUGAACUUGACGCAGAACGCGAGAAAGUAGCCUUGCUUCGCCAACAAGGUUCUCAACAAGCAGAGUUGUUGAGAGAACAGGGUGCUCAACAGUUUGAACUGUUGAGACAGCAGCAGGCUGCUGCUGGUGGGUCGAUGCACUCGCGUCGACCCGAGACUUUGAAGAUUGACAUCUCCAAGUAUAGGGGAGUCGAAGAGGACUCCCUCUUGAGAUGGUUCGUCGAAUUGGAUCACGCCAUAAGGGCGCGUCGCAUCGACGAUAGGGAUAUGCAAGUUGCAUUUCCCCAAUCAAGUCUGGCAGGACGUGCCAAGACUUGGGCACUGGGGCUCAAGUUGCACGACCCAUAUUCGUUUGGGUCGUUAUAA
This is a messenger RNA of Peronospora matthiolae, 555 nucleotides long. The record is from the annotation of a GenBank genome assembly. Lineage: Eukaryota; Oomycota; Peronosporomycetes; Peronosporales; Peronosporaceae.